Molecule: messenger RNA, 7957 nt
Organism: Trametes versicolor FP-101664 SS1
Lineage: Eukaryota; Fungi; Basidiomycota; Agaricomycetes; Polyporales; Polyporaceae
Exons: 14
Coding region: 12-7541 (2509 amino acids)
Biological process (GO): secondary metabolite biosynthetic process; amino acid activation for nonribosomal peptide biosynthetic process
Cellular component (GO): cytoplasm
Molecular function (GO): catalytic activity; phosphopantetheine binding
Source: RefSeq, a predicted model, not a curated record
CACCCCUCCAAAUGUCGACCGCCCCACCCACAACGAUGGAGCCCCCUCCCACUCCCAGCGUCCCCGGCGACUUCACCGGCUACCAGCACAUUCUCGCGGGCUAUAGACACCAGGAUUUCCCAGACCUGUCCUCAAGACGCUUCGCUCCUGGCACCCUCCGAACAGUCUCUCAGGCUCUAACUCUGGGUGCCGGCCAGAGCGCCUCCAAGGCACUUGCUGUCGUCGUGGUCGCUGCCGGACGCGUGCUGGGUGCGUAUUGUGGCUGUACGGACGUCUUGCUCGCGAUCGCAGAUGGCGAAGAAGAUAAGUUGCGCCCGGUGCGUGUCACUUGGGACGAAAGCUCGACAUGGGGUGACGCCGUGGAAGGAAUAUCUCAAGCACUCGCAGACGCAAACUGGCCUCGCGUUUCUCCCAGUGCCCUUCACAGUGCCCUCGAUCUCGCUCAGAAGCAGCUGCCUUCCCUCGCUUUGCUCAGCGCCCAUCCCCUCCGCUUUCCUCGGCUUGGAGAGAGUGCCCCUCUAGUACUCACUGUGGAUCGCGACAAUGCGGUACUAUCCAUCACGGCUUCGGAACGCGCCAGCCACCCAUCGCAGUGCACACUCCUCGCCUCCCAGGUAGACGCGUUAGUGGCGCACGCGCAGGCUGAACCUCAGGCAACUAUGGCUCGCCUUCCGCAGCUCCCCGCGGCGCUCGUGUCAUCCUAUGAUACCCACUCCUUCGAGGAUCGCUGCCACAUGUAUGCACCCAUCCCCCCGGUGAAGUUCGCCGCGGACCAUCUUCUUCUGCGGGCUACCGAACGGCCGGACGGGAUCGCGGUCCGCUGGCACGCUGACCUAUCUACGGACGUUCCCAUCGACCGCUACGUAGCGGACACGAUCACUUACGUUGAACUGAAUCGUAAGGCGAAUCAGGUGGCUCACUGGUUGCGCGGAGCUGGCGUCAAGGGAGGUGAUUCUGUGGCUAUAUGCAUGAAACGGGACGUGGGGUUCCACGUCGCGUUUUUCGGUGUACUUAGAUCUGGCGCUUGCUAUGUGCCUAUCGACGCUGAGCUGCCGGUAGAGCGGCAACAAUAUAUUGCGAAGGAUUCCAAUGCUCGCUUCAUCUUGUCUUCUUCGGAUCUGUCUUGCUUCGCGUCUCUCGGCGACAUUGCUGUCGAUUUCACGGAUGCUUCGGUUCAGACUGCUUUCGACGCUCAGAGUGUUGACGCAGUCGAGGAGCCUCAGCUGGGCGAUCCCUCAUAUAUUCUGUACACUUCAGGGACUACGGGGGCUCCCAAAGGCUGUAUUCUGACGCAUCGUGGACUUAGCGAAGCAAUAUGGGCGCUGAGUGCCAUAUGCGCUUCUGUGGAAAUGGAAGACCCGAGCGACGGGAAUUAUCUAUCCAUCGCAUCGGUGGCUUUCGAUGUCCACCUCGCCGAGAUCUUUGUCCCUCUCGCCAUCGGCAUACCCAUCUUGACCGCUCCGCGUUCCUUGCUUCUGGAAGAUCUGCCGUACUACAUCACUCAUCUACGCGUAUCCCACGUCGGGAUCGUUCCUAGUUUGAUCGAGGCGACCAUGGGGGCUGUGCAAGAAGACGAGGCGUCUGGCCACUCGACUAACCUUCGCUAUAUUGCUAGUGGAGGCGAGAAGAUGAGUGACGCGAUCCUCGACAAAUGGGCUUCGCAUCCGAGGAUCAAGUUGGCCAAUUUCUACGGUCCGAGCGAGGUAACGAUAGGUUGCGCCGCCCGCCUCAUGGACAAAGACACCCCACGAGCCAACAUCGGCCACACGUUCAUAAACGUCGGCGGGUAUGUCGUCGACGAGAACAUGGAGAUCAUCCUUCGCGGCGGUACUGGCGAGCUCGUGGUCGAAGGGCCCCUGGUCGGACUUGGCUACGUCGGAAGACCGGACCUUACGGAAAAGGCCUUCUUGAAGUUCCCCAAAGACGGCACCGAGCGUUGGGCAUACCGUACCGGCGACCUCGUCCGCAUGAUGCCUGACGCUACGCUCGAGAUCAUAGGGCGGAUCGACACGCAGAUCAAGCUUCGUGGCGUCCGAAUCGAGUCCGAGGGUAUCUCGUCGAUCCUCCGCACUGCCGCUGCUCCGAAGAGGAGCCUCGACGUCAUGACGAUACUUGGGAAGCAUCCCGCCAUCGGUGCCGACCAGCUCAUCUCGUUCAUCGCAUGGGACGCUUCCGUCCCUGUCUCCGCCCGCAAGGGCGGCAAGCCGUCGCUCACUACGCCCCCGGAGGGUCUUCUACCGCAGCUCAGGAGCGCAUGCGACCGGGAGCUCGCCAGCUAUAUGCGUCCCAGUCAUAUCAUUCCGUUGAGCUUCAUUCCGCUGAGCUCGAACGGCAAGGCGGAUGCGAAGGUUCUCGCGGCGUUCUUCCUUAGUCUCGAUAUUGAGACACUGACACAGCUGAUGUCGGGCGGGCGCUCAUCGGGUGCGGCCAAGCAGGCUGAGAGACGGGAGCCGACCGAGGUUGAGCGUCAGAUAUUGGAGGUUUUGAGGCCAUUCGUCAAGCUGCCCCCCGACGUCCUUGGACCUCACACGAACAUCUUCGAAUGCGGCUUGGACUCCCUGGCGAUCGCACGGCUGGCGGCAAACCUCCGGCGGAGCUUCGAUGUUCAGCUAUCCCCUGCCCAGAUCAUGCAACAUCCUGCCGUCAGCCAGAUUGCAACGCUCCUGGAGCGCAGCCUGGCCACACCGGCGGUGCCUAACGGUGCCUCGCCGAUCGAUGAGUUCGCUCGCGGCCUUGCUGAGGAGGUGGGAGGCGUGUAUGCUCCGGACGCAAUAGAAUCCUUGCUCCCGCCUUUCCCUGUUCAAGAGGGUGUGUUGUAUCGCUCGGUGAACUCGCCGUCGAUGUACGUGCAACAUGUCGUCCUGCGCCUCGCUUCCGGGACGUCGACAUCCGGCCUGCGAGACGCGUGGACGGAGCUCGUGGCCGAGCAUGAGAUGUUACGCACCGUGUUUCACUUCGGCAGCAAUCUCGUCCAAGUCGUCCUUCGCGUCACAGCGGCGCAAGCGAAUGUCUCAGAGCAGGACGUGCACGCCAGCAGUGACGCCGACUUCCAGCAAUAUUUCACCAACGAGCGGGCGGCGUCCAUCGCACAGGAGCUCAACCUCGGCAUCUCGACUAUUCCACCAGUACGCUUGUCUAUCUUCACAGCGUCCGCAGAGAGCACGACCUAUGCAGUGCUGUCAAUUCACCACGCCCUCUAUGACGGCAUCUCACUCCCCGUACUGCUCCGAGACCUUGAGCACGCCUACUUGAAGACGCAGCAGCUUCCUUCCGCCCCGCUACACACAGUCCUUGAGCCGAUUGUCGCCAUCGACCAGACUGCAGCGCGCGACUUCUGGACUGGCUAUCUCGAGGACUUCCAGUGGCAAAGUCUGUUGAACAAGGAGGCGUCCGCUCAUCAAGCGGACGUUACGUCCGUCGCUCUCAGGCAUCCUCUAUCAGAGCUUCAGGCCAAGGCUGCGUCGAAGCAUGUGACCCUUCAGGCUCUAUUGAUGUCGGCGUAUGGGUACCUACUUGCGGAGCGGUUGUACAACCACGACGAUGUCGUGUUCGGGGUCAUCCGUGCAGGACGCUCUCUACCUGUGAGCGAUAUCGACACCACCAUCUGCCCGAUGAUUACCGUUCUUCCGGCUCGCGUGCGCUACAACGACGCUGCCUCGGUAGUCCAGUCUGUCCAGCACGACAUCGCACGCGUCGGCGAGUUCGAGCACAUCCCGCUCAGUCGUAUUCAGAAGUGGGUGUCGGAAAGCGGUGGUUCUCUCUUCGACACCUUGUUCUCGGUGUCGUUCAAGGAGAGUGAGGAGAGCAGUCUCUGGAGUGUAGUUGAGAGCCAGAACCCCGAACCCGAUUACAUUCUUGCGGUGGAAGUGGUCCUGGACUCCGCGCAUGAUCAGGCAGUCGCGCAUGCGGCUUAUACCUCCGCGGACAUCUCCCCCGCCCUAGUCCAUGAUAUCUUGAACCGCCUCGAGGAAACGGCCAUUCGCAUGGCGGACAGCGACGACUGGAGUCUCCCUGUCUCUAACGGGAAUGCUCCUCAGACUAGCUCACAUUCGCCUCUUUCCAACGGGGACAACGAGGACGACGGCCUUCUUUUGGAUGUGGUGGUUGACGAGGGCAUCCUCCAGCGGAUACUUGAGAUUGCGUCCCGGUUCCUGCGUAUCGACGCUAAGCUCAUCGCGGGGGACACGUCCCUCCUUUCCCUCGGUUUGGAUUCCAUCAAGUCUGUUGGACUGAGCCGUCAAUUCUCGAAGGAAGGUUUCGCCCUCACCUCCGUAGAUAUCUUGAAGCUUUCUACCCCGCGCCGCCUAGCGGCGCAUGUCCAGGCUAAGGUGUCAGCACCCCACGACGGAGAUCGUAUGGUUUCAUCGUUCAAGGAGGAGCGGGACAACCUUUCUCGCGAUAUAGAUAUGGCGGCGAUCAGGCUCUCAGCGGAUGACGAGAUCAACAUAUUCCCGACGACGACACUGCAGGCUGGUAUGCUGUCGCAGACUGUCAGCUCCAAUGGUCGUCUAUACGUGCAUCUCUUCCCGCUACGUCUCAGCAAGGACGUGGACGUCGCUCGUCUUCGUGAGGUCUGGCAGAAGGCAGUUGCAACAUUUGACAUCCUGCGCACGACCUUCCACUUCCUGUCUGGUCCUGGAGUAUGGGCGCAAGCCGUACACUCGACCUCCACCUUCCGUUGGUCUGAGGUCCCCGCUGAAGAGGGAGCGAACGUGGUGGCAACGCUCAACCCGUACUUGAAGGUCGCCGACGAAGGCAAAUUCUUCCAAGAACCACCCGUGUACUUCAAUCUCCUGAAGUCGACGACGCCCGACUCCACCGAUCACCUGGUGCUCGUCCUGCACCAUGCUCUGUACGACGGCCUCUCGAUCGCAAACCUCCUCCAUUGGGUCGAGCAGCUCUAUCUAGGAGUUGAAACCCCCUCUCCUGGACGCUAUCAUGAGCUCUUGCCGGCAUUACUGUGGCAGGAGAAGAGCGGAACUGAUUUCUGGGUCAAUCGUCUCCGCGGACUGAACGCCGCACCCAUUCCGAGGUUGUCUACAGUGGGAGAGUCAUCUACCGUCCACCAACUCUCCCUGCCCGUCAAGCUCGCCGACGGCGAGAUCAGCCAGGCUUGUCGCUCGACUGAAGUCACGGCGCAGUGCCUUGGACAGGCGGCGUUCGCGAAGCUGCUUGCCGUCAUGACCCGUUCGUCGGACGUCGUGUUCGGCCGCGUGAUCUCCGGUCGUGAUGUUCCCGGCGCAGAGGAUGUCAUUGGCCCUAUGCUCAAUACCGUGCCUUGCCGCGUCUCCUUCGGAAGUGUGUUGGACAACAAGUCUCUCCUCAAGGAGAUCCACAAGUCGAAUAUUGCCAGCAUGUCUUGGCAACAUGCUUCUCUGCGGUCAAUCCAACGGAAACUGGGCGUCAGCAAUCUCUGGGACAGCAUCUUUGUCUUCCAGCCGAAGCAGGAGUCUCUAGAAUCCGAAUCCAAUCGCUUGUGGGCCUUCGACGUGAGCGAGGCAGAAGAUAUCAGCGUCCACUAUCCUUUGAACAUUGAGCUCCAUGAGACCGAGGACGGGUUCAUGGUGCAAGCGGCAUGCACGUCAGAUGUCGCCGAUGCUAUCGGACUCACAAGUGUUGUCCAGCGCUACAUCGCUUUCCUCUGCGACAUUGUGCGCCUCCCCGACGAACCGUGGUCUUCGGGUCUCCCGGAGAUUCCAGCGCCGCAUGCCCCUGCACAAGCAACCUCUCAGCCGGUGAACGGCGAGGUUGAUCAGGAGUGGGACCCCCGGUUCGACGAGUUCCGAAACGUCUUGUUCGCCGUGACUAAAGUCCCUGCCUCGAAAAUCCUCACAUCUACGCCGCUCGCCACGCUCGGCAUCGACUCCAUCACGGCCGUGCAGCUUGUCGCGAAGGCUCGUCGCAUCGGGCUUCGUCUCACCGCCUCCGAUGUGGUACAAAGUCCCUCGGUCGGCGCAUUGCUGCAGAGACUCAAGGACGCAAAGGCCCCAGCCGCGAACGGUAUCAAGCCCGUAGCUGUCUCUGUCGACAUUCCCCGCGAACAAUGGCCCGCUCUGCUCGCAUCGCACGACCCUGCAACGGUCGAUCUUGUCGAGAGGAUCACCUACGCAUCCCCCGGUAUGGAGUGGAUGAUCGGCAUGUGGCAGCGCAGUGAGGGGUCGCGCUUCCAGCACGCCUUUGGAUAUCGCCUUCCUGCGGACCUCGACACUGCGAAGCUCCAGGCCGCGUGGAGCGAGCUCAUCCGCAGACACGCUGUCCUCCGCUCGACAUUUGUCUACGACUCGGCGGCUUCCGCCCCUCGAGUCGUGGUAUUCAAAGCCGACGCCUUGGAGCCCAGCUGGACCACGGGGACGUUGGACAACUCGGGCGACGACAAAGACGCAGUUGCGCGGCGCAUGAAGGAGCUCGUGUCCCAUCCUCCUUCCAUGGCACGUCCAAUCACGCGUGCGGUGCUGUUGCGCUCGUCAUCCUCGGCGUAUCUCCUCGUUCACCUUCAUCACUUCCAGUACGAUGCUUGGAGUCUGCAGCUGCUGGUCGACGAUCUCGCGCGUCUGUACUCGGGCCAGGUCCCGCGGAGCUCAACCGACCUGGAAGGCUUCCUCCGUUACAGUGUUGCGACUCCCAGCACAGAGAAGGAGCAGGAGAAGUACUGGAAGUCGGCGUUCGCGGCCGACGACGUUGCUCUGUUCCCCGCUUUGCCCGCUGCACCCGAUACUCAAGAACGGCAUGUCGCACCUCCGGAGAAUCGCGUGCGCGGACUUGCCGUCUCUCUGAAAAGCGCUCUACGCACCUGCUGGUCGCAGGUGCAGAGCAAGCACUCCGCGCCCGACGCCGCGACGUUGCCCACCACACCAGAUACUCCGGCACGGCACGUUUACACGGACAGUGCGGUCCUCGGCAACGCUGCAACGCUUGAGCAGCGCGCACGCGAGCUCGCAGUCUCCCUCCAGAGCGUGUUCCUCGCCUGUUGGGCACGGGUCCAGAGCAAGCACGCUGGGACCGACGCCGCGACGUUCUCGUUGUGGCAUUCCGGGCGGACGGGCGAGCUGCAAAGCGUAGAGCGUCUCGCUGCUCCGUGCAUCAACGUCCUGCCCUACCGUGUGUCCGACGUGGGAGCUGUGGACGGGCUGGCGUUGGCGCGUCGCAUCCAGUCGGACCUGCAGGCACGCUCCGCCAUCGUAGAGCAGAGCCGGCUGGCGAAGGUGCACGAGUGGGUCGGCGUCCCCGACAAGCCGCUCUCGAAUGUGUUCGUCAACAUCAUCAAGGUCGCACCGGAGGUCGAGAAGAGCGACGGGGCGCUCCUCCAACCGGUAGAGGUUCCGUAUUACAUACCCCAGGUUUCCUCGGAGGCAACUGCUGGAAUAGAUAGAAUGCGUAUCACUGACCUGGUCAAGGACGACGUCAUGAUAGACAUCGUUGUCCUUGAGAAGACGGACAAGGUUGCCAUGUCCAUCGAGUUUGCGGGAUCGGUUUUGGACUCGGAUACCGCCAAAUCGCUGCUGGAGGAGUGGGCAUCGUUGGUGGAGGCGUGUCUCCAGUGAACGCCAGUCGUUAGAAGAAGCUACAAUGUAUAUUAUUUGUGUGAAUAUCUGCUGUAAGAGCUGCAGCAAUUCCUAUUCCCUUCCCAUCCUCGCUACCUCCAGACAUUCCUUUUCCAAACCGUCGAGCCAAAUCACAUCCACGCCCGCGUCCUUGAGCUUCUGCGCUCCUUCGCACUUCACGAAGUCAUCGGGCUCUCCGACGCCGAUGAAGCAACGCUUCAUGCGCGCCGCGAUGACCGCGUCUGCGCAGGGCGCCAAGCCCGAGGUGCGCACGGAGCACGGCUCCAUGGUGGUGUAGAUGUCCGCGUUCUCGAGGAUAGCGUCGAUGUCAAGCGGCUCCGUGGCAUCGGGGAAGAGUGCGGCUAACUCAUCCUCGGAGAGCGAUCGCGCCUUGGCCAAAGCAUUUGCUUCGGCGU